Molecule: messenger RNA, 1581 nt
Organism: Coccomyxa subellipsoidea C-169
Lineage: Eukaryota; Viridiplantae; Chlorophyta; Trebouxiophyceae; Coccomyxaceae
Product: cytochrome P450
Exons: 12
Coding region: 1-1581 (526 amino acids)
Molecular function (GO): oxidoreductase activity, acting on paired donors, with incorporation or reduction of molecular oxygen; iron ion binding; heme binding
Source: RefSeq, a predicted model, not a curated record
AUGGUCACAGACAGGUCAGUUUCACCAGUGCUGCAGGUGUACGUGUACGGAUGCCGACCACUGGACAGGUGGAAGCUCAGGCACAUCCCAGGCCCGCCGCAGGAGUGGCUGACAGGGAAUAUCCUGGAGCACAUGAAGCUGGGCGGCAUAUUCAAGGCCCACCAGUUUUACGCACAGAAGUACGGCCCUGUCUUUGUGGCGCGCAAUGUGCACACUCCCAUCGUCAUGGUGGAGUCGCCCGAGCUGGCACGCAAGGUACUGCUGCAGAACAACUACCGCUGCGUGUUCCCCAACCUGCUGCACGGCGAGGACGCCAAGUUUGAGGAGUCGACCUACCUGGACACGCGCGGCGACAAGCUCAAGACCGUGCGCGGCGCCUGGCAGCCAUUCUUCUUCUCCGGCAGGCGCGCCCCAGCCCCUCCGCUCCUGGAGGGCUUCAUGGGGCUGAUGAAAGAGUCUGCGGACCUUCUGGUGGACAGUGUGGACCUGCAUGCCACCAACGGCCAAGUCAUGGACAUCCACGGCAUGAUCGGAGCCAUGACUGUGCAGGUCGUGGGCACCACUGCCUUCGGGGUGAACUUCCACACACAGGUGGCCGACAAAGCGAGCGAGAAGAACAGCGACUACGUCAAGCGCCUGCUCAAGGCAGUCUAUGAUAUCAUGGCCCCCAAAGCGUUCAGCUUCAGCAUGUACACGCCGCCACUGAUCCUGCUCCCCUUUGCGGCGCCCCUGAUAAAGCGGCUGGCGCACCAUUUUCCGGACGAGGGCCUGUCGCGCGUCAAGGCCGGCCGCCAGGUCAUCAUCGACAUCGUCAAGGAGCUGCUCGCCGAGCGCCGCCAAGAGCUCGCCAUCGAACAGAACCGCACGGCCAAGGGCUUGGGCAAGCUGCGGGCGAGCUUUGCUGAGACGACCGGGGAGCGCCGCGGCGUGGCCCCCGGCAGCUUCGUGGACCUUCUGGCGUUUGUGAUGGUGCUGUCGGCGUACGAGACGACGGCAAAUGCGCUGGCGUUCACGAUGUACCUUCUCUCCAAGCCGGAGAACGCUGGCAAGCUGGCCAAACUGACGGCCGAGAUCGACGCGUUCGGCCGCGAGCGUGUUCCCUCCUUUGAGGAGCUUGACAAAUUCCCCUGGCUGGAGGCGUGCCUGCGUGAGGGCAUGCGCAUUUUCCCGCCGGUGCCGACGCUGACGCGCGAGGCGGAGCGCGACAUGGACCUGGGCGGCUACCGGGUCGCCAAGGGCCAGAUGCUGGGCGUGGCCGUCUACUCCAUGCACAACAACCCCGCCUACUGGCAGGAGCCUGAAAAGUAUCUGCCCGAGCGCUUCAUUGAGGGCACGCCCGAGUGCCUGGCCAAGCCUCUGCACGGCUACCUUCCCUUCGGCGACGGCCUGCGCCAGUGCAUCGGCCUGCGCUUCGCCAUCAUGGAGGCAAAGAUCACCAUGAUCCGGCUCUACCAGCGCUUCACUUUUGAGCUGGAAGCUGGGCAGGACACGCUGGAGCUGCGAGAGACCAUCACCAUCUCGGCUGCAAAUGGCGUGCUUGUCAAGGCCGUCCCGCGCCCGCCGCCCAACAACCUGUUCUAG